AAAAAAAAAAGAGGCACGUAUAGUGGGCUAUGGUAACGGUGGCCGGCUGGUUCCCGAAGUAGCGGAAAAGCGUAGCGUUGGCGGCCGUAUAGCGCGUGCGUUUGGCGCACACAGACGAGUGAGUGAACGCGCGUCAGGAGACGGAGAUCUGGCGGUUCUUGUGAUUUGGCCGAUUUAACCCUUCGGCGAGCAGGGGUAACGGGGAAAGUAAAGGGUGAAUAUCGCUGGGAUGGUCCGGGGCGCCCCUCCUCAUCACGGCCUGUGAGAGACAUGCUGCCCGGGGCCCCGGACCCCCAGGAGAGUAGGAGGAGAAGAAGGGGGAAGCUGCCGGGCCCCGGGCUGUGGUGCUGGUGGCCAUUGCUUCUGUCCGUCCUCCUUCAGCAACCGGAGAAAGCUCAUUCCGGACCUGGCCCGUCUACUGACCCGGGGCUGAACUUGUACUUGAGCGAGGAGGAGGUGCGGCGGCUAAUCGGACUUGAUGCUGAACUCUAUUACAUAAGGAAUGACAUCAUUAAUCACUAUGCUCUGUCCUUCAACCUGCUGGUGCCAAGCGAGACCAACAGCCUUCACUUUACCUGGCAUUCCAAAUCUAAGGUGGAGUAUAAAUUGGGAUUUCAGGUGGACAACCCAAUAGCCAUGACCAUGCCAUUGACCAACAUUUCCAUGCAGGGGGAGGUUCCAUCCUUCUUAACUGUGUUUAGGGUCGAUCUUUACUGCUCUGGAAAAAUGGACUCCGAAGUCUUGUUCCUCAUGCAGCUCAACAUCACCAUCAACUCUGCCAAAAACAUCACAGUUCUUAACUUCAAACGAAGGAAAAUGUGCUACAGGAAGCUGGAGGACCUCAAGGUACCAAUGCUCCAGGACAAAAACAGCACCAGGAUUCAUUAUGAUCCUGUCAAUAUUGCCCCAACAACUUCGACUCGUGUGUUCUACAUCAGCGUGGGUGUAUGCUGUGCAGUGAUUUUCCUGGUUGCCAUCAUUUUGGCGGUUCUACAUCUCCACAGCAUGAAACGCGUGGAACUUGAUGACAGCAUGAGUGACAGCAGCAGUUCCCAGGGUCUCUCUCAGCCCUCCACUCAGACAACACAGUACCUGAGAGCAGACACCCCCAACAAUGCAACGCCAGUCACCAGCUCCUCAGGUUAUCCAACACUACGGAUCGAGAAGAAUGACCUGAAAAGUGUAACUCUUCAGGAAGCCAAGGCAAAGGUGAAGGACAUCUCCAUCUCUCGGGAGAGGGUCACCCUGAAGGACGUCCUGCACGAAGGUACGUUUGGCCGAAUAUUCCAUGGGAUCCUAGUUGAUGAGAAAGACCCGAGCAAAGAGAAAGAGGUUUUUGUUAAGACUAUAAAAGAUCAGGCCUCGGAAGUUCAGAUCACCAUGAUGUUGACUGAAAGCUGCAAACUUCGAGGUCUGCACCAUAGGAACCUGCUGCCCAUUGGCCACGUGUGUACAGAAGAUGGCGAGAAGCCCAUGGUACUGCUGCCGUAUAUGAACUGGGGCAACCUGAAACUGUUUCUUAGACAGUGCAAGUUGGUGGAAGCAAAUAACCCACAGGCAAUUUCCCAGCAAGAUCUCGUGCACAUGGCAAUUCAGAUCGCUUGUGGGAUGAGUUACUUGGCACGACGGGAAGUUAUUCACAAAGACCUUGCUGCUAGAAAUUGUGUGAUUGAUGAGUCUCUUCAGGUAAAGAUUACAGACAAUGCUCUCUCUCGAGAUCUUUUCCCCAUGGAUUACCAUUGUCUCGGAGACAACGAGAACCGACCUGUACGCUGGAUGGCUCUUGAGAGUCUAGUGAACAAAGAGUUCUCCAGUGCAGGGGAUGUGUGGGCUUUUGGAGUGACCCUGUGGGAGCUGAUGACGCUGGGACAAACGCCAUACGUUGAUAUCGAUCCCUUUGAAAUGGCCGCCUAUUUAAAAGAUGGCUACAGAAUAACCCAGCCAAUCAACUGUCCUGAUGAGCUGUUUGCUGUCAUGGCCUGUUGUUGGGCCCUGGACCCAGAAGAAAGGCCAAAGUUCCAGCAGUUAGUCCAGUGCCUGACGGAAUUUCACUCUGCCCUCGGAGCCUACGUGUGAGAGUCAAGCCUGCUGAUAUUUUGGACCAUACACUGAUUCAGCAGCUUGUCCCCAUCUGUACAAAGCUCUCCCAACACCGUGCCUUAGGAUGCUCGAUCAGUCGCUUUUCUUCUUUUCUUUUGUAAAAUAGUUUUAUAUACGUAUUUUAUAGCCAUUAGAUCACGUUUUGUGGAAUCGGACAGACGAACGCGACGCACAAGAUCAAUGAUCCCAAACUACUAUCGGCAACAAAACACUAUAGAGGAAUACGAGACUUUCUUCAACUGACUUUUGUUACUGUAACGGACACGUGUACUUUUAGCAGCAGAACAAUCCCUUCUGGUACUUGUAGCAACGACACACGUGGACAUCUGUAAGAUGCAUUGUUCCUUUGUGAAAGGGCAAAAGCCGUAAUUUAUAAGAGGAACCCGUUUGUCUUCUGAUUUGUACAUAGAAAGAACAAGCGCUCGGCCGCAGGCAAGUCACACAGGGACUGCCAGAAGGACUGGGAAUGGAAUGAUAUGAGGCAGCAUUGGGAUUAGGGUACGCUCACUCCUCAGUCACUUUAUUAUUGUACUUACCAUUAUGCUUUCCGAUAUCUAGGCUGUAAAAUUCUGUGGGGGUUUAUUUAUAAACACUGGGCAAAUUUGCACCCGGGCAGUAACCCGUGACAACCAAUCAGAUGAUUGCUUUCAAUGUUCAACCUACAGCUGGCUGAAAAAGCUAAUCACUGAUUGGUUGCUGUGGGUUAAUGCAAAUUUGGCCAGCGUUUAUAAAUGAGCCCCAUUAUGUAAUAUAUUCUCUUGGGUUAUUUUUCCUUGCCAGAGAUCUGAUCUCAUUGUUUUACACAUGUAUUGCCACUAAGUAUUGCAUUAGAACAUAGUUCCAUUAUCCCUUUAAAAAAAAAAAAAAGCUUAGGUCCUAUAUUACUGCUCGAGCAAGAGCUGAGGGGAGGAUACAUUAGAGUCCUGCGCGGGUCCAUUUUUUUUUUGAACCCGGAGCUGCAACCCACAUUCUUACCCGCUACCCAUCCUGCAAGUACCUUAUCCACUACCUGCUGACCAUCAAGAAUCAGGAAGUGUUGUCAUUGUGAACCGGAUGUGACAUCAUAGGAAGUUGGCGUGAUCAGGGGGAAAAAAGCGUAAAACAGGAAGUGCAGUCAUUGUAAACCGGAAGUGCCGUCAACAGAAGUAGACGUGAUAGAAAAAAAGGAGUUAAAAUCGCUAUUGAAAAGACCUGCGGCCCGACCUCUGAACCGCCAACCCUCACCCGGAACUUCAACCCGCAGGGGACCGCAGGUUUUUGUGGGUAACCCGGGGGUACCCGACCCGCUGCAGGACUCUAGGAUAUAUUACCGUAAACCACUUGCAGCCCUCCAGCUAUUGGCAAUCUACAACUCCCAGAUUCUCCCCUGACAUCCUUCAGUUAUUUAACAGCAACUAAAGGACUUUGGGUUGGACCUCUUUGAUGUAAAUACUGAAAAUAUCUACCGAUUGCUACACUGUAUGUUCCUUGUACUUUUAUAUAUGUAUAUGUUCUGAUCCCCCAAAGCAGUUACUUUCUGUGUCCAACCCUAGCCCUGGGAAUGGUUUCACAUUAGGGAUGCACCGAAUCCACUAUUUGGGAUUCGGCCGGAUCAUUUGCAAGCGUUUCGGCUGAAUACAUCCUAAUUUGCAUAUGCAAAUUAGGCGUGGGAAGGGGGGAAACAUUUUUUACUUAAUUGUUUUGUGACAAAAAGUCAUGCGAUUUCCCUCCCCACCCUUAAUUUGCAAAGCCAAAUUAGGAUUUGGUUCGAUUUGGCGGAACCAAAUCCUGAAUUCGGUGCAUCCCUUGUUCACACCGACCCGAAAAUGGGAUGUUAGCGUUGCCCUUCUGCUUGCUUCAUGUAUGAAUCCUUCUCUUGCUCAAUACAGAUCCUUUAUUGUUCAGCAAGAAUGUUGCAACCAAUGGCUGAUAGGUCACGCGUUAUGUCUGUUGCAAACAAUGAUUGGUCAUUAGGGUCCAUAUUUAUAAAAAAAAAAUUAACCAAUUCUAGUAGGGACAAAACUUUUGUUCACUUAAAUAUGGCCCUGGAUUUUUGUCAGGGUGCAGACUUUUUAUUCUGGAGUGGGGGGGGGGUUGGAGCUGUAGCAUCUGCUAAUGUUGUGGUUGUUCUCAACUGAUUUGGUGUGAGCCCCUGUUUCUGCUGUGCGGCUACUUCCAGCCGAGUCAGAGGAAGAAACUAAAUGAGUUGGUGGUAUGUAGCCAAUGGACAGUAUCCGUUAUUAUCCUAUAUAUUGCAGUGACCUUUUAUUUCACGUUUAUUUAUUUUUAUCUUUUGUUACUGUAUAAAAGUCUCCAGUAUCA
Molecule: messenger RNA, 4401 nt
Organism: Xenopus laevis (African clawed frog)
Lineage: Eukaryota; Metazoa; Chordata; Amphibia; Anura; Pipidae
Gene: ryk.S
Product: receptor like tyrosine kinase S homeolog
Exons: 15
Coding region: 271-2076 (601 amino acids)
Biological process (GO): axonogenesis; cell surface receptor protein tyrosine kinase signaling pathway; Wnt signaling pathway, planar cell polarity pathway
Cellular component (GO): signaling receptor complex; nucleus; plasma membrane
Molecular function (GO): transferase activity; transmembrane signaling receptor activity; ATP binding
Source: RefSeq, a predicted model, not a curated record